AUGGCGGCGAUGGGCCGCCUGAUUAAUUUUGUCAUGUUCUACUCGCAGAACUAUAGCAAAAUUCAGCGUGUGCUGCGCCUCGUGUACUUUACGGGUCUCAUUGGUGGUAUGUACAUGUCCAUACCUGGCAAGAAAAAGUCCGGCAAGAAGCAGGAUCAAGUCGUUGUGCAGAACCGCAAGCGCAGCAGACGCAAAGAUGGCGAUAAGCCGCAGCGCGUCGCUGUGGACGACGUGUUUUUCAAGCGACUUGGCGUACUGCUUCGCAUCAUUUUCCCUUCGUGGAGGUGCAAGGAGAUGGGUCUGCUUAUUGCAUUUACUAUCACACUUGUAAUUCGUACGGUCCUGUCUCUCUACGUGGCCGAUUUGGACGGUCGCAUCGUGGCGGCUUUGGUGCGUGGCAACAAGCGCUCUUUCUUCCUCCACGUCCUCGGAUGGAUGGGCAUUGCAGUACCUGCUGUACUGACAAACAGUAUGAUUACAUACUUUAGUUCCGCACUGGCGUUAGCCUACCGCAGUCGCCUGACACAUCAUGUUCAGGCCAAGUACCUGCAGAACUUGACGUUCUACAAACUCAGCAAUUUGGAUGACCGCAUCAAGAAUGCGGAUCAGCUCAUCACUGUUGAUGUUGCCAAAUUCAGCAAGGCGCUGUCUGCACUGUACGGAAACAUUGCGCUGCCUAUCCUGGAUGUGGUGCUAUACAAUUACAAACUGAUGAACACGGUUGGUGCCGAGAUGCUCAUUUUCACCACUGCCAUCAUCUGGUCUAGCUCGACUAUGCUGCGUCUGCUCACUCCGCCUUUUGGCCAAUACGCUGCCACCGAGCAGCAGCUGGAGGGUGAAUAUCGCUUUAGUCACGCGCGUCUUAUCGAGAACUCGGAAGAAGUGGCAUUCUACCGCGGUCAGCAGCUGGAGAAGCACCUCAUCGACCGCACCUACUUCUCGCUUAUCAAGCAUAUCAACCGCGUGCUGCACAUCCGCAUCGGUCAUGGUAUGAUGGAAGAGGGAAUUGUCAAGUGGUUAUGGGGCGCCAUCGGUCUCGUCAUCUGCUCCACCCCCGUCUUUUUGAAGCUUCCUGCCGCAUUUGGCGGUGGCGGUGGCGGCCGUGGCGGUGGCGGCGAUAUGGGCUCGCGUACCGAGCUCUUUGUGACUAACCGUCGCCUGCUUCUUUCUUCUUCUGACGCCAUGGGUCGUAUUAUGUACAGUUACAAGGAGCUUUCUGAACUGGCUGGAUACACAGCGCGUCUUUCGGAGUUGAUCGAAGUGAUGGAGGAAGUAGAGCAGGGCCGCUCCAAGAAGCUAACGGUGAGCUCGCAGAGCGAGGUGCACAAGCAGGAAAAGGAAACCAUUUUCAAUAGUCGUGGCGAGCUUGACAACACCUCGGAGAACGUUGUUUUUGACGAGGUUCCUGUUGUAAGCCCCACCGGCGAUGUUCUUUUGGAGAAGCUCAGCUUCAAGAUCGAGCCCGGCCAGCACCUCUUGAUUGUUGGACCUAAUGGCUGCGGAAAGAGUAGCAUGUUCCGUAUCCUUGGAGGUCUUUGGCCCGUUUACGGCGGCAAGGUCGCAAAGCCAUCCAACGACAGCUUUGCCUACAUUCCCCAGCGGCCUUAUCUUUCCUUGGGCACGCUGCGCGACCAGAUUAUUUACCCCGACACCCUCGCGGAGAUGCACGCCAAGGGUGUCUCGGACGAGGAUCUUAUGGACAUUCUCGAUAUUGUCCAGAUUCAAAACAUUGUGAAACGCGAAGGUGGUUGGGACGUGAAGCGCGAAUGGCGCGACGCUUUGAGCGGUGGCGACAAGCAGCGUAUUGCCAUGGCUCGCUUGUUUUACCACAACCCCAAGUAUGCUAUCUUGGAUGAGUGCACCAGUGCAGUCACGCUCGAUAUCGAGCGUGUGAUGUACGAACACGCUACAAAGCUGGGCAUUACCAUGAUGACUGUCUCCCAUCGUCCUUCGCUUUGGAAAUACCAUUCGCAUGUGCUUCAGUAUGAUGGCCAGGGUGGAUACGUAUUCACGGAGCUCGAUGCCGACAAGCGUCUCGUGCUGCAGGAGGAGAAGCAACAGCUUGAGCAGAAGCUGCUGCUGCUUCCCAAGUGGCAGGAGCGCCUGGAAGAAUUGCGCGAAAUUCUGGGCAACCGGUCGCGCCGUCGUCAGAUUGCACCGGAGGGUGCAAAGCAGGACCCGCCCGCUGUGCCGAAGCCUACGGAGAAUGCAGAGCCGGAGGCUGUGCCGGAGCCUACGGAGAAUGCAGAGCCAGAGGCUGCCGAGCCGAAGCCUGCCAAGGAGACGAAGUCUUCCUCCAAGACCAAGAAGACCAAGAAGACUACCGCCGCAGCCAAUGGUGGGCUUGCGCGCAACUUUGCUGCCCCGCCCAUAGACAUUGCCGAGCUGAGCGGAAAGAAGAGCACCGAGUUCAAGAACCAGCAGAACCCAGGGAAGUAG
Molecule: messenger RNA, 2439 nt
Organism: Malassezia vespertilionis
Lineage: Eukaryota; Fungi; Basidiomycota; Malasseziomycetes; Malasseziales; Malasseziaceae
Gene: PXA2
Product: ATP-binding cassette long-chain fatty acid transporter pxa2
Exons: 1
Coding region: 1-2439 (812 amino acids)
Biological process (GO): long-chain fatty acid import into peroxisome; peroxisome organization; fatty acid beta-oxidation
Cellular component (GO): peroxisomal membrane
Molecular function (GO): ATP hydrolysis activity; long-chain fatty acid transmembrane transporter activity; ATP binding
Source: RefSeq, a predicted model, not a curated record